GAAACAAUCUGUCAACUAUCUUGGUAUUACUUUAUACAUAGCAAAAGCAUUCAUUUGAUUAUAAAUUAAGAUUUUGUGUACAGCAACCAAUGGACAACCUGACGUUCACAAACAGCCUUCUCCUCGUGGAGGGACUGAAAGUUACGCCUCAGUCUUCCUAUCCUAUUUUUUUCCUGAUUCUCUUGGUUUAUAUAUUCGCAAUGGGAUGUAACAUUGGACUUAUAAUCCUGAUCGCAACGGAGAAGAAUCUUCAUCAUCCUAUGCAUUUUCUGUUCUGUAACCUUCCAGUGAAUGAUAUACUGGGGACCACUGUCAUGUUGCCACGCUUAUUGCAGGACAUUUUAAAGGAAGCCUCAGAGCGUUAUAUUACAUAUGUGGAGUGUGUUAUUCAAGCCUAUUUUGUGCAUAUAUUUGCAGCAGCAAGCCAUUAUGUGCUAAUGAUUAUGGCCUUUGACAGAUAUGUGGCUAUAUGUAAUCCAUUGCGAUACACGACUAUAAUGACCAAUAAAAUGGUUAUUAAACUAUCAGCAUCAGCCUGGGUGCUGUCAGUAUUCAUCGUGUCUAUUAUGUUAGGUCUCACUAUACGUCUGUCUCGCUGCAGAUAUAAAAUUGAAAACCCUUUCUGCGACAAUGCCUCACUGUUUAAACUGUCCUGUGAAAGUGUGGUCAUAAAUAAUGUGUUUGGAAUAAUUUAUACUGUGAUUGUCUUUACCUUCUCACUUGGGUCGGUGUUUAUAACAUAUACCAAGAUUGCUACUGUAUGCAUAACCAGCAAAAACAAAUCACUCAACAGCAAAGCCAUAAAAACCUGCAGCACUCAUAUUGCUGUUUAUAUCAUCAUGUUUGUUUCUUGUGCCACUAUGGUUUUUCUUCAUCGUUUUCCUGAAUACUCUGACAGCAGGAAAUUAUCUAGUAUAAUGUUUCACAUUGUACCUCCAGGACUAAAUCCUAUAGUAUAUGGUCUACAAACCAAAGAAAUAAGACAAAAGUUUGUAAAGUUUUGGUACAUAAAUAAAGUUAAUCACAAAAAAUAAAUUGUAAAAUAAAUAAAAAGACGAUCUGAGCCAAAUUUGGUAAAGAUAUUAUGAAUGUUGCAGAAAUACACAUUGUAUGUGAACAAUUUUUGUCAUUGACUAUACCAGUAAUUGUCUGCUUCAUAUCUGUAAAAUCAGCUUGAGUAGUUUUAGCUGAUUAUUGUUUUUGAUAAUGCAAAACAACAAAUUGUGUGUUUGAUAUGGAAUAAUUUAUUGAGAGCAGAAUGAAAACCAGCUCUUGACCAAAUAGCUUUUGUAGCAUAUUUUGUUCAGUUUUUUUGUUUUACAUUUGAUCACUUUAUUCUGUUUAUUAUUUCUUCCUUGAAUAGGCCGAACAAAAAGAGGCCCUGUUUUUAAAGAUGCCCUGUUAUGCAAGAUUCCUUUAUUGUUUCUGAACAUAUUUAUGUUUCCGCAAUGAAUGUACACAACCACCCUUUGUGGUAAAAAUCCAUCCUCUCCAUUUUGUCAUUUUACCCAUAAAUGUAAAACAGUGGCUGUAUCCGAAAUCGCCUGCUAUAUACCCUCAUCCUGCAUUAGUCCACUAAUUUAGUUCACUUGAGGGAGUGAAUGAAGACAAGUGAGUGAACUAGGUGAAUUAGAACACGGACACUUUUGCAUAGUUUGUGUUUGCUGUUUAAUAAUUAUUUGAAACUUAGAAAAACUGUAUGAAAAGAUUUAUCUUGACCUUUGUCAUGGAGACUAUAUGAGCCUUAAUUAAACAUUGUUAUAAUCAAUUAAAAGGAGUUAAUACCUGUAUGAUAU
Messenger RNA from Pimephales promelas (fathead minnow), 1796 nucleotides. NCBI's taxonomy places the organism in Eukaryota, Metazoa, Chordata, Actinopteri, Cypriniformes, Leuciscidae. The record is from RefSeq and is a predicted model, not a curated record.